CUGGUGAGCCUACUCUGGGAUCGUGGAGUAUCUAGGGGAGCAUCCAAACACUGCUGGAGCUGAGCACCCGGGGCAGCCUGAUGGACUCUCCCCACUUCAUGCGGUUAUGUUUCCUGCUUCUGACCAUUGCAACUCCCUGUCCAAAUAUUGCUGUGCCCAUUGACAACCUUGCUGAGGGGACACAUGACUCUGCCUUUGGCAAAACAACUGUGACAGUCUACCACUGUAAAGACUGUGAGAGCAACAUAUGCAAAUCAUCCAAUUACGAAGACUUUGAAAAAAUUGGUGAAACGCAAAGUGAGACAUUUUCAAACGAAAUAAUUCAGUUGGUGACCAGUGAAACACGCAUCAUCAUGUGCUUUCAGGAAGGAAAUACUUUUCCUGAAGGAAUUUAUGCCAUCGUCUGGGAGAAAGCCAUAGCAAUAGGAGAUUCAUGUGGCAUCCUGAAUUCUGGAGCUUCCUCAGAAAAUGUGAGGAGUAACGUGGUUAAAAUUUGCUGUGAAGCAGCGACAGACCCCUCCAUGCCCAGCCUUCCCCUGAAGUGCUACAAUGAAAUGUCAGACCAGAAAGCUGAAAAAUCAACAGCCGACAUCACUGAUGAGGGGAAUCCAGGUAAUCCUCCAUUUUCAGUCAGCGAAAGGAGCAACAUUGGCAUCAUCAUCCCAAUACUGAUUGUUGCGGUUUGUGCAGCAGCACUGGCAACGUAUUGUGUUCGACAGAACCGAAAUGGUCAAGAGCAAGAGGUGGUCCAGUAGCAGGUGGGACAUGGUAACGGCCCUGAAGACUUCACACUCCAGAUUUCCAAGCCUAAAUACCGGCGGUUGGAUUCUAAUUCUCACCGAAAUCAACCUGUGCCUUUGGUGGCCUCACAUAUAUUUUUCCUUCAGUUCUGCAGCUGUUAAAACCAACCAAAUGGGCUCCUGACAGGAAACGCCUCGCACCUGUUUGAAAAACAUCUACAAAUGAGAAAACUGGGCCUCUAUGCUAGCAGCACACUCCUCAGUAAUGACAUACAGCAUUCACCUGAAGAAACAGAUGCUCAUUUUAUACAAGACCUCAUGGUUAGUUUUCACAAAUGUGUUUUCACCAAAUCCAUGCAUUCACUGAGGACUGUGAUUGCCACGGUCAUCCAGCUCCGUGCCUUCGCGAGCAACACGAGAAGCUCCCUGGAACUCCCAUACUCUCCCAGUGCUCUGCUGAGGACAGCAGUCAAUGUGUGGCUGGCUCAGCAGUACAGGUUUA
Gavia stellata (red-throated loon) is the source of this 1242-nucleotide messenger RNA. RefSeq lists its product as uncharacterized. The coding region runs from base 81 to 755 and encodes 224 amino acids. The transcript has 5 exons. NCBI's taxonomy places the organism in Eukaryota, Metazoa, Chordata, Aves, Gaviiformes, Gaviidae. The record is from RefSeq and is a predicted model, not a curated record.